AUGAAGAUUUUUAAUAUCUGCUUUUAUUUAAUAAUUAUAAAAUUAUAUAUGUGUAAAAAAAAUGAAAAUUUGAUAAAUAAUGCUGAUGGUACUACACAUAUAAAUCCACAAAAACAUAAUUUAAGAAAUAGGCAUGCAGAUAACAAUCCUUCUUUAAUUCAGGUUCCUAAUGGAUCAAUAGGAAAUGGAAAUUUAGAAACUUCAUAUAAUCCUAACAAGCUCGAGAAAAGUCAGGGAUCUUCGAAUCUUGAUGAAAAUUCCAAAUUUCAAAAUUUUGUUGAAUCUACACAUGGGAAAGUUGGAUCACUUAAAACUGAAAAUCCCUCUGAAAAUCCAAGAACAAAAGUAGAUGGGGACUCAACUAACCUAUCAGAUAAAACUAUAAGUGAUUUAUCAACUAACAAUAGUGAAUCAAAAGAACAAGAAUUAUGGAGAAUUCCAGAUGGAGAAAGUGAAGAUUCAGAGGCACAUGUUAAUGAUCUUAGUGUUAUAGGUGAAUCUGAUGAUACACAAUUGGGAACAGAUCAUGGUGAAACAGAAAUAAGUGAUCCUUUAGAAAAACUCUCACCAAAAUUAUCAUCUCCAGAUGCAUCAAAUUUAGUACAAAUUAUUAAUAAAAAUGACGAUAUUGCAAGUCAAAAAUCGGAAGUUGAAAAUAAAGAAAGUUCAGAAGGAUUAAAAUUAUCAUUUACAUGGGAUCCAUUUUCAUAUAUUAGUGAUGGAAUUCGUACGGCAGGAAAAGCGGUUUCUUCAGGGAUAGAAUCCACAACAAAUUUAUUAAAGAAAAUAGAAGAAUAUAUUCCAGAGGUUCAAAAACCAUCAGAAGGGAGCACAGAAGUUAAUGAAGAAGCAAUAGAUCAAAGAACACCAGAACAGACACAAAAAGAACAAGAAGAAACACCACAAACAUCAGCACCAACACAAACGCCAACACAAACGCCAACACAAACACCAGCACAAACAUCAACAGAACCAGAACAAACAGGGUUAGAAGAAACACCAAAAAUAAUAGAUCCGAAGCAGUCAAUAGAUUCAGAGAGACAAGCAGACCCAGUAAAAUCAGAUCCACCAAUAGAAUCACCAGAAAGAUCAAAUUCUGCUGUUGAAUCGAGGGAACAUAUAGAAGACACUGUUAGUGAAUCUGGAAGUAAUACUCAUAAUUCUGAUGUACAACCAAAUAGCGGAAAAGAUGACAAAGAGAAAGAUCCUAAUGAUGGUAGUGGUGGAGAUAAUAAUCCAGAAAUAUCAGAAUCGACACCUAUAGAUAAAAGUGAUCCAGGUAAUGGAAAUCCGUCAGACGCUACAGGAGGUGAUUCUACGAAAAUAAGUGAAGCUCAGGGUGCAUUGCCAAAACCAGAUGUAGAAGAAGCGAAUAAAAGUGAAGAGAAAAUAACACUUAUAGAAAAAAUAAAUGAUGAUACAUCUUAUGAUGAAGAAGAAGAAGAAGAAGAAGAAGAAGAAGAAGAAGAAGAAAGAGUGAAAGAGGAAGAUACAGAAGAGGAUGAUAAAAAAGAGAAAGAAGAGAAAGAGAAAGAUAAGAAAGAGGGAGAAGAUAGAAAUAUAGAUGAAGAAGACGAAGAUGAUAUAGAGGAAGAAGACAUAGAUGAAAGAGAACCUGAAUUUAGUGAUAAUGAAAUAGUAAAAGACAUAAGUGAAAGGGAACCUGAAGUUAGUGAUGAUGAAAUAGAAGAAGAAAUCAAUGAUGAUGAUGAAAAAAAUGAACAAAAAGAAGAAGAAGAAUCAGAAUCAAUGAUUACAAAAAGGGAAAUCCAAGAAAAUGGGCAAUCAAAGGAAUUAUCAGAUCAAACAAAGCAGGGUAAUUCACAAGAUAGUGUUACACAACAACAAAAUCAAAAAGAAGAAAUAAAACCUCCAACAAAUGAUAGUAGCGCUCAUAAAUUACUUAUUGAAGAUUUUAAGGAAGAUAAUAAAGUUAAAAAAGAAGCUGAAAAUAAAGUGAAAACAUUCAUAAACUUAAUCGAUGACAGUAGUGUUGCAGGUACAUUGAAAGAUUUAAAAAAUGAUAUAUAUCAAAUUUUUAUAAAUAAUUAA
Molecule: messenger RNA, 2052 nt
Organism: Plasmodium relictum
Lineage: Eukaryota; Apicomplexa; Aconoidasida; Haemosporida; Plasmodiidae
Product: MSP3-like protein
Exons: 1
Coding region: 1-2052 (683 amino acids)
Source: RefSeq, a predicted model, not a curated record